Molecule: messenger RNA, 552 nt
Organism: Peniophora sp. CBMAI 1063
Lineage: Eukaryota; Fungi; Basidiomycota; Agaricomycetes; Russulales; Peniophoraceae
Source: the annotation of a GenBank genome assembly
AUGCCUCAUAGCGAUGACAGGCUAAUUGACUUCGGCGAGCUAUACGGCUACGACAGCUUCACCGACGUCGUCGGUGUGAUUGGUGGACUGGUCACGACGGCGGACGCAACUGCGGCGGAGUACUAUACGGCUCUUGACGGGACACCGGCCAGAGCAGGCCGAGAGUGUUACGACGGAUGCAUAAUCGCAUACCAGCCUGAUCCCGAUAUCAACUACGCCUCCGAAAGCAAAUGGUUUGCGCUGGUUGUCAGCUCCAAUGAACAUGGCGGGCCCGUAGCCAUUCGACCGUUCCUCUCGGGCGCGCGUCUGUACGCGCUGGCACAGGGGAACGUGCCGGGCAUUAGCAAUCCCCAGCAGUUGCUACAGGAGCUACAGGCCGCUGAGGUGCCCAAGAACGCGCAACUUAUCAUCUAUAACGCCGUCCAUGAUUUGCCAUAUACCGACAUUUGCCACGUGCUUACUGUUGGAGAGUUCCGUACGCUGAGCUUCUACGGCUGCCUAGCUGUACAUCUGCAAGAAAAUGGGCACACUAACUUAGUGGAGGUCGAGUAG